This is a messenger RNA of Dovyalis caffra, 1104 nucleotides long. Lineage: Eukaryota; Viridiplantae; Streptophyta; Magnoliopsida; Malpighiales; Salicaceae. The record is from the annotation of a GenBank genome assembly.
AUGCUUGAUAUUCCUCCUGCUAUGCUCAAAAUGGACAUGCUAAGUCCCAGAAGCUGGCAAAAGGAGAAGGUUGUGAUGGUAAUGGGACCUACUGGAACUGGCAAGUCCCGGCUCUCUAUCGAACUUGCAACCCAAUUCCCGGCUGAAAUCAUAAACUCCGAUAAAAUGCAGAUUUACGAAGGACUUGACAUAGUCACCAACAAAGUUGCUGAAGAAGAGAAGUCUGGCGUCCCUCACCAUUUGUUAGGAAUUGCAAAUCCUAAUGCAGACUUUACAGUAACAAAUUUCUGUCACAUGGCUUCGUUUGCGGUUGAAUCAAUUUCGACUCGAGGCUUGGUUCCAAUCAUUGUUGGAGGUUCCAAUUCACACAACGAGGCCUUGAUGGAUGAUGAGGAUUUUAGAUUACGGUCCAAAUAUGAGUGUUGCUUCCUCUGGAUAGAUGUAUCAAUGCCUGUGCUACAUGACUUUGUUUCGAGGCGAGUCGAUCAAAUGGUCAAUAUGGGAAUGAUCGAUGAGGUGAGAAAUAUUUUCGAUCCCUACGCAGAUUAUUCUAUUGGGAUCAGGAGGUCGAUUGGAGUUCCAGAAUUCGAUAAGUACUUCAGAGCUGAAGCAUUUUUGGAUGAAGAAAAUCGUGCUAGACUACUUCAUGAAGCAAUAUGUGAUGUCAAAAAUAAUACAUGUAACUUAGUUUGUCGCCAAUGGGAAAAGAUUAAUCGGCUUAGGAAGAUCAAGGGGUGGAACCUUCACAGACUGGAUGCCACUGAAGUGUUCCGAAAUCAAGGAAAGGAAGCAGAGGAUGCCUGGGAAAUGCUUGUGGCCAGACCCAGCAAUGCUAUUGUGGGACAAUUCCUCUAUGGUGUUUCUGCCGAUAAGUUCCCUGUCCCUGCUCAUGUAGGAGCAACCAUAGAUGCCUGGGAAAUGCUUGUGGCCAGACCCAGCAAUGCCAUUGCUGGACAAUUGACAAUUCCUUAUGGUGUUUCGACCUAUAAGGUCCCUGUCCCUGUCCCUGCUCUUGUAGGAACAACUAUAGACCCUGCAAUGCCAUUGUGGGACAAUUCCUCUAUGGUGUUUCUGCCGACAAGGUCCCUGUCCCUGCUCAUGUAG